AUCCUUGUAUUUUCCUGUCUCUCCACAUAGAAUCUGCUGUUGGCUGCGCGCUCUAUGGAGCUUUGUGUUUCUAGCUGCUCUUUGACAAAGUGCUUGUUCUGUGCUGCACAUCUCGUCCUCUUUGUUCGGCCUCUGGCUUCAACCACUGAAUCACAAAUAUCCUCCAGCUGGGAACCAGACAAGGGCAGAAAUGAAGAACCCAGAAGCCCAACAGGAUGUUUCAGUUUCCCAGGGAGUUCGCAUGAUGUUUUACAUGAUGAAGCCCAAUGAAACUUCAUUUCAAACUUUAGAAGAGGUGCCUGAUUAUGUACAAAAGGCAACUCCAUUUUUCAUUUCCUUGAUGCUGCUUGAACUAGUUGUCAGCUGGAUUUGCAAAGGGAAGCCACCAGGUCGUUUAGAUGAUGCUUUAACAUCAAUAUCAGCUGGCGUUCUGUCUCGGCUUCCAAGUCUGUUUUUUAGGAGCAUUGAACUGACCACUUACAUUUAUAUCUGGGAGAACUACAGGCUUUUCAAUUUGCCUUGGGAUUCUCCAUGGACUUGGUAUUUGACCUUCUUAGGAGUUGACUUUGGCUACUACUGGUUCCAUCGCAUGGCCCACGAGGUUAAUAUUAUGUGGGCUGGACACCAAACACACCACAGUUCUGAAGACUAUAACUUAUCCACAGCACUGAGACAAUCUGUCUUGCAGAUAUAUACUUCCUGGAUUUUCUACACUCCCCUGGCCCUCUUUAUACCACCUUCAGUAUAUGCUGUUCAUCUUCAGUUCAAUCUUCUCUACCAAUUUUGGAUCCAUACAGAGGUCAUCACUAACCUUGGUUUUCUGGAACUGAUUCUUAAUACUCCUAGCCAUCAUAGGGUUCAUCAUGGCAGAAAUCGUUAUUGCAUAGACAAAAAUUAUGCUGCUGUUCUUAUUAUUUGGGAUAGAAUUUUUGGGACAUUUGAAGCAGAGAAUGAAAAAGUUGUAUAUGGUCUAACACAUCCCAUUAAUACAUUUGAACCAAUCAAGGUGCAGGAAACUGAGGUUUUCAGGAUUUCAACAAUUCACCCAAGUUCCCACCACUUGCCAACUGCAAACUUAACCAAGUUCCACCAUUUAUUUUACAUAUGGUCUACAUUCUGGGCCACACCUGGAUUCUUUCAUAAGUUUUCUGUUAUAUUUAAAGGACCAGGAUGGGGUCCAGGUAAACCAAGACUUGGACUGAGUGAAGAAAUCCCACAGGUCACCGGGAAAGAAGUUCCUUUCUCAUCGUCGGCAUCUCAACUAUUAAAAAUAUAUACAGUUGUACAGUUUGCUCUGAUGCUAGCAUUUUAUGAAGAGACCUUUGCAAAUACAGCUGCCCUGUCACAAGUGACUCUCCUUUUGAGGAUUUGCUUCAUCAUCCUGACUUUGACUUCCAUUGGAUUUCUUCUGGAUCAAAGACCCAAGGCAGCUUUUAUGGAAACUCUUCGUUGCUUGGUAUUCUUAAUGCUGUAUAGAUUCGGUCACCUGAAACCUCUUGUCCCUUCUUUGUCAUUUGCCUUUGAGGAACCCAGUCUCCUUCCAUCUUAUGAUUUCACUCUCCCCUCCGUUCUGAAAGAAGAGUUGAAGGAGAAUACAUGAUUGUGCAUUGGAAGGUUUGGGGGCAGCACAUAUAACCUCUGUUACCAUUCCACUGGCAAGACUGAGUCACAUGGCAAUUCUUAAUUAAAAAGAAGGCUGGGAAAUGCAAGCAAGCCCAGCAAGAAGAUAUAAUAUGUUUUAGUGAACACAUUGUUUUGGCUAUAAAUUGCAAAAAUCUAUAUAGUAACGCAGCCUGUUUUGAGAUAGGGCAUUCUUCUAUCCUUUUCCCUGAGUUUUAAGCACUGAGCUUUUCUCUCUCUCUCAUUCUGUCUCAUACACACACACACAUACACACACACACAAUUUUAUAGCACCCACCACAUAUUUUUUAGCUACAGAUAGUGUUCUAGUCACAUAUUAAUCCUUUUUUAAUAUAUUUUCCUCAUUUUAUCUUCACAAUAAUUCAACCAACUAUAUUACCCCAUUUCAGUUAUCAUGGCUGCAUACUAAAUUAUUAAAAAACAUUAGUGGCUUAAACACUAAUAAUCAUCUUCACUUCUCACAGCUUCUGUUGUUCAGGAAUUAAGGAAGGACUUAGCUGGGCAGAACUUUCUCUAUGUCUUUCUUAUAGUUACAGUCACGUAAUGGCUGGGGACAAAGUCAUUUAAAGUCUAGGCUAGAGCUGGAGGACCACCUUCCAAGGCUAGCAUAAAGAUACUAGCCAUUAAUAGGUGGCCUCACUUGUUCCUAUGUAGACAUCUCUACCUGAUUGCCCCAAAGUCCUCAAAACAUGGAUUCUGGCUUCCUCCAGAGAGAAUAAUCUAAGAGGCCAAGGAGAAAAAUAUAAUGCCUUUUAUAACCUAUCUUUAUUAGAAGUCACACACAAUCACUUCCAGCAUAUUCUAUGGGUCACAUAGGACCAGUCAUGAUUCAUUUUGAGUGGGGCUUAUAUGCCAGUUGAACAAUGGAAGGUCUAGGUCAGUGGGACCAUUUUGCAAGCUGAUUCCUACAUCUCCAUUUGUCAGACAAGGAAGAUGAGGCUUAGAAGGAGGUUAACUAAAUUGCUAAAGUCAAAUAACUAGCAAGACCAGAUCUGCACACAACGCGGUUUGACUUUAAAAUCUCUGCUGUUAAUAACUAAAAUAUAUUGUCUCUAUAAGCAAAUAAAGUACAUGCAUGAGUUUUUCCCAGAAAAAUGUGUGUAACUGUUGAGCACAAACAGAAGGAUGGCUUCUGUAGAAAUUCAAAUAGUUCAAAUAUCAGAAUAUGAAGUAAAAGGAAUGCUUAAUAUCAAAAAAGCUCAAACUUUCUAGUAACUCAGAUCCAGAAAUGACAACACACAUGAUUGUCAAAAUAUCAUCCUUUAUACAUAUAGACUGUAUUACUAAGUCAUCAGUUCUACUUCUUUUCUUUUCUUUUUCUUUUUUUUUUUUUGACAUGGAGUCUUGCUCUGUUAUCCCAUCUAGAGUACAGUAGCAUCAUCAUAGCUCAUUGUCACCUCCAACUCUUAGGCUCACGCGAUUCUCCUGCUUCAGCCUCCUAAAUAGCUGGGACUACAGGCAUGCACUACCAAACCUCGAUAAU
This is a messenger RNA of Microcebus murinus (gray mouse lemur), 3124 nucleotides long. The record is from RefSeq and is a predicted model, not a curated record. NCBI's taxonomy places the organism in Eukaryota, Metazoa, Chordata, Mammalia, Primates, Cheirogaleidae.